This is a messenger RNA of Rhododendron vialii, 1305 nucleotides long. RefSeq lists its product as uncharacterized. The transcript is spliced from 2 exons. NCBI's taxonomy places the organism in Eukaryota, Viridiplantae, Streptophyta, Magnoliopsida, Ericales, Ericaceae. The record is from RefSeq and is a predicted model, not a curated record. Bases 1 to 1305 code for a protein of 434 amino acids.
AUGGCAGAGCUUAUGCUUAGAGCCCAGAAACAUAUGAACGCCGAAGAAGCUAUUUAUGCAUGGCAUUCGCUUGAUGGUUUUGAUCCUCAAGCAGGGCCAUCACAAGUUGGUGAAUUCUCUCCACCAAACAGAAAAAGAAGGGAAUCCACCCGUAAGAUGGGAGGCAAACCAAAGAACAAAAAGGUGGACUCAAGGUCUUCCCCUAAGCGGGGAGGAGCUGGAGGUCUACGCCAAGAUGACUGCAUUGAUCUCAAACAACAGAUCGAGGAUCUAAUCCAAAGAGGGAGACUGCAACGUUUCGUAACGAAGAAGUAUCAGAAACAAUCCAGAAAGGAAGAUACAAACAAGGAAGGCAGGGAUGCCACUGCACCCCACUUAGGUCCCAUUGGAGAGAUCAAGGUCAUCCAUGGAGGAUUUGCUGGAGGAAGAGAGUGUAGCAAUGCUAGAAAAGCUCACCUAAGAAAGCUAAGAACAGAGGAAUACUUGAAAGUCAACACGGUUGGACAUCCAAGCAAAUUCCAGAAGGAGGAGGAAAUAUCCAUUAUUUUCUCAGAUGAAGACAUCAAGGGAGUUCAAAUCCCUCACGAUGACCCCCUGGUUAUAACCAUUGUCGUGGCAAACUACCUCACAAGAAGGGUAUUGAUAGACACUGGAAGCUCAGCCGACAUCCUCUACCUCCACGCAUACGAUCAACUAAAAGUUGGACGAGAAAGGCUAAAACCCAUGACCUCACCACUAGUUGGGUUUGCAGGUACGCCUGUUAACCCGGUUGGUCAAAUAGCCCUGCCAAUCAUAGUGGGGGAAGAAGGAGCUCAGAUUACACGCAUGAUAGACUUCAUAGUAGUGGAUUGUCCUUCAGCAUAUAAUGCAAUACUGGGGAGAACAACUCUUAUUAAAAUCAGGGCAAUAAUCUCCACGUAUCAUUUGAUAAUAAAGUUCCCAACACCAGAAGGAAUCAUGCGCAUAAGAGGAGACCAAAAAGCAGCACGGGAUUGUUAUGUUACCUCGCUCAGAGGGGCAAACAUUACGAUGAACAUAGAAAGUCUUGACACGCGAGAUGAAGAGAAGCUCCAACACGGAGAACCAGUGGAAAAGCUCGUAGAAGAGCUCCUGGAGCCAGGGCAACAGGGAAAGACAGUAAGGAUUGGAACAGGAUUGAGCACAGCAGCAAAAGCAGAGCUGCUGCAAUUCCUAAGAAAAAACAAAGAUGUCUUUGCAUGGUCCCACGAGGACAUCCCGGGAAUUGACCCAAUGGUCAUAUCCCAUAAACUAAACGUAGAUCCCACAGCUCGCCCUGUUAAAUAG